GAUUUUUCUCUGCCUAGAAAAACCGCUUUUGACUUUCUCUCUCUAAGAAUAGCACAAGAGCCAAAGCCUUAAAUAAACGGGACUCGUUCAUUGUGGCUCCCUAGUAGUCGCCACCUCAAUUGCAUGCCCUUUUAAUUCUCUCCCUGAAUUCCUUUUCUCCAGCAUUCAACCCUUGGCAUUUGCAUCAAACGCAAGAAAAGAAAACACAGAAAACCGCGAGGACCCAACAAACUCACUUGCAAAGGGUAGAAACUAGUAACCAACCAACUCUCAUCAUGGCAGUUGAGGCACCGCACAUCAAUCUCUUCCCUUCUCAGUUACUAACCAACAGAGAAAUGAUCAAACCCACCAAUCACAGCUUCUACAAUGGUUCCAUGCCUGCUGUUCCUUCAACAAUGCCUGAAUCCUUCUUACCCUUUCACCAAUCCACCCUCUGCGAUCCAAACUCCAUCAACAAAGCUGAUAGUGGCCUCACCUACCACAUCCCUGUCCCCAGAAAGCGUUCCAGAGACUCCAUCGCCGAAUCAAACGCUCUCCCAGUUCCACAGAAGAACAAAAUCUCUCCUCAACCAUCGUUUAUCGACCAAGAGCUUCUCUUCCAUUUCCAGAACCAACAAUCCGAAAUAGAUCGCAUCAUUGCACAACAUACGGAGAAGGUGAGGAUGGAGUUAGAGGAGCAAAGAAUGAGGCAAUCAAGAAUGUUAGUAACAGCAAUCCAAGAGGCAGUGGCGAAGAAACUGAAGGAAAAGGACGAAGAUAUUCAGAGAAUGGGGAAGCUGAAUUGGGUGCUUCAAGAAAGAGUGAAGAGUCUCUGCGUGGAGAAUCAGAUUUGGAGGGAGUUGGCACAGACCAACGAGGCCACGGCCAAUUCCUUACGCAGCAACUUGGAACAAGUGCUUGCCCAUGUUAGCGAGGACCACCCCCACAACACCGCCACUGCGGACGACGCCGAAUCGAGUUGCGAGAGCAACAACCACUGUGAGGAAGAGGUGUGUGGAAAGGGAAACGAUGCGGUGGUGGGAAGAAGGAUGUGCAGUGAGUGUGGGGUAAGAGAAUCAAUAGUGCUGUUGUUGCCAUGCAGGCAUCUGUGUCUAUGUACAAUGUGCGGGUCCACCGUUCAGGAUUGCCCUCUUUGUCACUCUGGCAUCAAUGCCAGUGUUCAUGUUAAUUUCUCUUAGGAAUUUAGCUUUUGUAUUUCAUUUUACACCAUCCCCAAAAUAGAUACAGUUUUUUUUUCCUUUUUCUGGUCCGAAGGACACUGUAAGGAAAAGAAAAUUAGAAUGUAGAAUUCUUUUGUUGAUACAAUUGUUUUUUUUUUUUUUACCUAUAAUCUGAUUCAUAUUUCUUUUUGCAUGUU
Molecule: messenger RNA, 1357 nt
Organism: Abrus precatorius (Indian licorice)
Lineage: Eukaryota; Viridiplantae; Streptophyta; Magnoliopsida; Fabales; Fabaceae
Product: BOI-related E3 ubiquitin-protein ligase 1-like
Exons: 3
Coding region: 276-1178 (300 amino acids)
Biological process (GO): regulation of programmed cell death
Molecular function (GO): ubiquitin-protein transferase activity
Source: RefSeq, a predicted model, not a curated record